Messenger RNA from Myodes glareolus (Bank vole), 728 nucleotides. The record is from RefSeq and is a predicted model, not a curated record. NCBI's taxonomy places the organism in Eukaryota, Metazoa, Chordata, Mammalia, Rodentia, Cricetidae.
UCUCCUUCAUCCCCUCUCCUGCCUGGCUUGUCCCUCCUUCUCUCUUCCUCCUGUCCUGGUCUACCUAGUCUCCAGCCCGCCCUUUGCCCCUCCCCUUCGCACCCGCGUGGUGCCGCCGCGGGUAACUUAUAGACCCGCUGCUCUGUUGAUGAACUCUGGAGCCUUCCAGCAGAGCAGGGAGGAUGGCUCUGAUGAUGCUGCCACUGGUGCUGUUGCUCCUGGCCGGGGACUUUGCAGUCUCCUCCAACUCUUACGACUUUUCCGACCACCAUGUAGUUGAGCCUUCAGAAUACAGAACACCGGAAUGUGAUCAUUAUGAUUACCCAGCAUGUCCCAGGGUCCUCAGCCCUGUGUGUGGAAGCGACUUGAACACUUAUGGGAAUGAGUGCACCUUGUGCAUGAAAAUCAGGGAGGAUGGGAACCCUAUUAAGAUCAUCAAAGAUUCGCCUUGCUGAUGGGCAGUGUGUGGACGAGCAGCUGGAGAGCCCCCUACUCCAGUGCCUUCUGCUAGAAUCCCGCUCCUUCUUUUCCUCUUUCCCCGUUUCUUUGCCUGGCUCCUGCUAACGCACCUUCCCCGAGACGUGGUGUGGAAGACAGCGAUGCGCGGGGAUUCAUGAGCGUCUAAGACUCCUGCUCUGGACUCCCAGCCCAUAGUGCAGUUUAAAUUUACAGCCCUGGUGACUUUUGCACGGCUUCACUUAUGCGGAAUAAAAUGAGCAUUCAAUGCC